AUGUCACCUGAAAAAAAGAGGACAAGGGAAAAGUCCUGCCAAGCUGAGGUAUCCUCAGAGGGAGACAUUGGAGGCAGCAUUAGUGAGGCAGCCCAUACUAGCUCUGUGCUCACGAAGGAAGGCUGUGCAAAGGGUUCUGAGGUCUGGUGUCAGAAUUCCAAGACGGCAUCUGAGUGUGGGGCCACUGAACAUUGCCAACAGACUCUCUGGAAUGAGGCAACAGCGAAGAACUUGGUUCAGAUGAAGGCUGGUCCCACUUGUGAGCUGUGCCAGUAUGUUAUCAAAGAGAUCAUCAAAUUGCUGGAGGGCAACAAGACGAAGGAGGAUGUGAUUAACGCAGCAGAGGAAGUGUGCUCAGUAAUCCCUGGCUAUGUAGCUGGGAGCUGCCGAGACUUGGUCGACACCUUUGGCCUGAGUAUUAUGCAUCUACUCCUGGAGGAGAUUGACCCUGACUUCAUGUGUAGUACUCUUAAUGUUUGCCAAGGCAAAAGAUCAGCACAUGCAGUUAACGUAGCCAGGCUCAAGAGCGGUGUCUUCUGUGAGGUGUGCAAAAAGAUUGAUGGGUAUUUGGACCGGAACCUGGAUAAGAACAGCACCAAGGCCCUGAUUCUUUCUGCCUUUGAGAAGGCUUGUAGCAUGUUGCCAGGAGUUUACAAGGAUGAGUGCGAUGAGUUUGUGAAAGAGUAUGAGCCCGUCCUGAUCGCAGCCCUGCAUGAUGAGAUGAGUCCUGAUUCUCUGUGUCUGAAAGUUGGAGCUUGCCCCAAAGCUCCUGCUAAGCCUCUAUUGGGAGCGGAGCAAUGUGUCAGGGGCCCAAGCUACUGGUAUAAGAACAUGGAGACAGCUGCUCAGUGCAACGCUAUUGAGCACUGCAAAAAACAUGAACGGGAUUAGAGGAGCGCUCUUGUG
This is a messenger RNA of Phascolarctos cinereus (koala), 906 nucleotides long. Its product is annotated as prosaposin-like. NCBI's taxonomy places the organism in Eukaryota, Metazoa, Chordata, Mammalia, Diprotodontia, Phascolarctidae. Gene Ontology annotation, cellular component: lysosome. Gene Ontology annotation, biological process: epithelial cell differentiation involved in prostate gland development; regulation of lipid metabolic process; sphingolipid metabolic process. The record is from RefSeq and is a predicted model, not a curated record.